Messenger RNA from Daucus carota subsp. sativus, 1307 nucleotides. RefSeq names its product F-box protein At5g50450. The coding region runs from base 146 to 1213 and encodes 355 amino acids. NCBI's taxonomy places the organism in Eukaryota, Viridiplantae, Streptophyta, Magnoliopsida, Apiales, Apiaceae. Gene Ontology annotation, molecular function: protein binding. The transcript has 3 exons. The record is from RefSeq and is a predicted model, not a curated record.
UAUAUAAAGAGGGUCUCUCUCUCUCCGUCGUUGUGUGGGGAGAAAGAAAGAGAGAAAAGAAAAGAAAAUCUUGGUGUCUCUCUGAGGCACAACUCUCGAUACGGCUUUGAUUACCAACAAACUAUAAGUACAGGACGUGUGUGUAAUGAUGGAGAGGAGAGACGAGAGAGAUGCCGGAGAUAUGGUGGGGAGGAAGAGGUUGAGAUUGAGUAGUGAUGAGGGCUCAGAUCUCUUUGAUAGUUUGCCUGAUGAUAUUGUUUUGUUAGUUCUCGCUAAGCUUAGCUCCUCUGCUCGCUCUCCCCGAGAUUUCAUCAAUGUUCUCUCAACCUGUACAAGGCUGAACCGGCUAGCUCUUCAACCGGCGGUCCUCAAAGAAGCCGGAACAAACACCGUCGCCGUCCGAGCCAAAAACUGGUCCGACUCAGCCCACCGCUUCCUAAAACAGUGCGUUCGAGCCGGCAGCACAGAAGCCACUUAUUUCCUAGGCAUGAUUCGAUUUUAUUGUAUGGAGGGCAGAAAAUUCGGAGCGGCACUAAUCGCCAAGGCGGCGAUUAGGAACCACGUGCCGGCGCUCUACUCCCUCGCCAUCAUGCAGUUCAACGGCAGCGGCGGCGAUAAGAGCAGCAAGGACCUCCUCGCCGGCUGCGCGUUGUGCGCACGCGCCGGCGAUCUCGGCCACAUCGACUCCAUCCGCGAGCUCGGCUAUUGUUACCAAGACGGUUACGGCGUGCCAAGGAAUCUUAAAGGAGCGCGGAGCCUCCUCACUCGCGCAGCCGCGAUGGAGGUCGCGUGCUGCGUACGCGCCUCAUCUGAAGACGUGAUUAGAAAAUGCGAGACUCGUCUGGACGCUAUAAUGAGCUUCAAAACGGUUCCCGGUGCGAACCCGGGUCUGGGUCACGCCUACUGGGCCGGGUCGGGGUUGCAAUUCUCGCCCCGCGAGACGCACCCUGCAAACCGGUUUUUACUCGAGUGGUUCGCAAUCCAAGCGGAUUCGGGUUCGGAUCCGGGUCGGGUCGGUGGGGUGAAGCUGUGCUCCGACUUGAACUGCGGGAGAUCCGAGACCCGAGAGAAUGAGUUUAGGAGAUGCUCAGGGUGUGCAAAUGUGAGGUAUUGUUCACGUGGGUGUCAGGCGCAUGAUUGGAAGGUGCGCCACAAGUUUGAGUGCUCGCCUAUGCCUCAGCUAGUGCAUCACGCCGUUGAUGAGGGUUUCUAAUCGGACGGUCCAAAUUUAAACUAGUCUCUUUUCAUCUUUUUUCUUUAUUUUGUUCUGUAGUUCCUUAAAAAAAAAAUCGUAGACAGUUACUGAA